Messenger RNA from Passer domesticus (house sparrow), 1790 nucleotides. RefSeq names its product serine palmitoyltransferase small subunit B-like. Gene Ontology annotation, molecular function: serine C-palmitoyltransferase activity. Gene Ontology annotation, biological process: ceramide biosynthetic process; endoplasmic reticulum organization. NCBI's taxonomy places the organism in Eukaryota, Metazoa, Chordata, Aves, Passeriformes, Passeridae. The record is from RefSeq and is a predicted model, not a curated record. Gene Ontology annotation, cellular component: serine palmitoyltransferase complex. The transcript is spliced from 2 exons. The coding region runs from base 768 to 1010 and encodes 80 amino acids.
CAUGGCUUGUGGCACAUCGUCCCCAUGCGAAGCUGAUUCAUAUUUGGAAAUGAUCUGGCUGCAGGCAGAUAGUUUAGAACACCAUCUAUUAUGCAGAUUCCUGCCUCGUUUACUUGCCCAAUUAGAUCAUUAAAAUGCCUCCAGCAUUUGUGGCCUGCUCUUAUUUUGCAGCUUUUCUGAGGAAAACUCACCCUCUUUUCCUUGUCCCCAAAUUCCCUCCACCCUGGGGUUUCUGGAUGAGCUUUGGGAGAUGCAGAGAUUUGGAGCUGUUUGAAAAUGAUUCUGAUCAGAGGUUGCAAAAGAAGGUGGUGGCUUCACUUCAGACCUUCCUGUGCCACAUUUUUGUGGCUGCUUAACCCCGUAAUUCUGUGUAGACAUUAAAUUGCCCCUUGCAGGAGCUCAAAGCCCCACAGGGGCAGAGGUGUUUUGGGAGGUUUGAAAUCAGGAAGGCAUUAACUGUAAAUAUUUUUUUGCCUGGUGUGCUCCUCCCUGCAGAGUCCUUGAGCUUGGGCUCAGCUCCAAGAACCAGGUGCUGUGUCCUGAGCGUGGUGCAGACAGAGCAUGAAUUAUUGCAUAAAUCGGAGUCCUGUGGCCAGAGGAGAUUUCAGCAGCUGAGGAGGAGGGCGGGGAGUGGAGGACACGCUCUCUAAUUGAGGAUCAGAGCUCCUGGGCUCUGCCUCUCCAUCCACACAGCAGCUGCUCCCUGCCAGGCUCCACAGCAUCCCCUGCCCGGCCGUGUUGGGGCACAGGGAGCUCAGGGACCAGGGAUGGAUGUGAAGAGCACCCCGAGUUACCUGUACUGGCUCUUCUGCCAGUUCGAGCUGAUCACCUGCAGUUACCUGAUGGAGCCCUGGGAGAAGGUGCUCUUCUACUCCUUCAACCUGGCCAUGCUGGGGCUGCUGCUCUACACCACCUACGUCUGCCUGGCUUUCCACGCCAGCUCGGCCUUCCAGAUCCUCUGCAGCUUCCUGGGAAACCCACGGGAAAAUGCUCUUUCUGUGGUGAAGUAAAACCUCAGCAUCAAAGAGUUUCCUUAUCCCGUUUUUGUCCAGGAGCAGCAAACUCUGCUUUAUUCUCUGUGUUUUGCUCUGACAGCAAAUUGUUUUUGCUCCAAUCAAUCCGUGUUUUUACUAUUUGAUUCUUCAAGAGCUUUCAAUUUUAAUGACCCGCUGGAAUUACAGAGCUGGGAUUGGGACAGGAACAACUCUCCUGAAGAAUUUGUUAUUCCAAGGGGAAAGGAACAACCCCCCCUGCAGAUUUUGUUAUCCUAGGGGGAAGGAACAACCCCCCUGAAGAUUUUGUUAUUCCAGGGAAAGCUGCUUGGACAUGGGAAGUUUUCAUCUGAGAAAUGAGACAGAAUUUGUUUUUGUCUGCCAGAAGAGACGUGCACACAAAAAUCCUGGACGAGUGGGAGCUGCAUCCCUGAGCUUGCUGUGUUUUUAUGGAAUGAUUUCAGGAUUUAUUCAGUCUCCUUGAUUGUUUUAUACAAUGAAUUACUUGGCUGGCUCGUUAUCAUGAUGCAAACAAUGCCACUGAUUCAUGUGAGGAUGUGCUGCUGUGAAAAUUUCUGGUGAAAUUCUCAGAUUCUUGGGCUUUAUAAAAACAUAAUUUUUGGUUUACAUUAGAAGAUGAGUAAAUCACGUGCAUCAUAUAGAGAAUGUAACACUACAGAUUCACUUGUGGUAGGGUUUAAGCUGAAAAUAAACCCCUUAAAAUGUAAAAAUAUAAUGUCUCCUUUUUUCCUAACCCUUUAAUCCCUCCUUUUCACCUUUCACACUCUCCCUGUUGAG